AGGAUUGUCAGCCUGUGCAUCUGGAUCCUGGUCACCAUCAUAGUCCUCCCUUUCAUCAUCUUUGCCAAUGUCUACACCGAUGAUCUGGAGAUCAAGAGCUGUGGUCUCAAUUUCCCCAAGCCUGAGAGGUUUUGGUUCAAAGCCAGCAGAAUCUACACCCUCAUCCUUGGCUUUGCCAUUCCAGUAUCCACCAUCUGCAUCCUGUACACCAUGAUGCUCUACAAGCUGAGGAACAUGCACCUGAACUCCAAUGCCAGAGCCCUGGACAAAGCCAAGAAGAAAGUCACCAUCAUGGUCUUCAUAGUCCUGGCUGUGUUCCUCUUCUGUUGGACCCCCUUCCACCUGGCCACCAUCGUGGCUUUGACCACUGACUUACCCCAGACCUCCAUGGUCAUUGGGAUAUCCUACUUCAUCACCAGCCUAAGCUAUGCCAAUUCAUGCUUGAAUCCUUUCUUGUACGCUUUCCUGGAUGACAGUUUUCGGAAAAGUUUCCGGAAGCUGCUGGAAUGCAGAACUUCUUGAACAGGGGGUUGGGGCUGGCAGGUCCCUGCCCUUCCAGGGUUUUUCAGGAGAAACUUUGCAGACUGGAGGAGUGGCCAAUGAAUGCACAACGUCCUUUCUUUGGUUUACAUGUAAGGUGCGGUCUGUUUGUAACCCUCGUCAGCAACAGAGUUUGUCCUGCCCACUUGCAACUCUUGUAUUUCCCCUCUUUGCUCCCACCAACUUGCAUUUUUAGACCCUGAUUUUAAUUUCACCCUCUGAAUUAUUAAGGACAGAAUAUUUCCUUUUCAGGGGUGUACUUCUGCCACAGAGUGGUCCUUUAUUGCCAUCUGCUGUGCAGCAUGGACAGGCUGGAGACCAAUUUCCAGAGGAGUGCAAAGCUCAGUUCUUUAUCACUGAGUUAUUAGGGAGGAUUGUUUAAUGGAGCAGAGCUAAUGAGCACUUUUAAUGAAACGUCUGUAAGACAGAGGAUGAGUAUUUGGAAGAGAAAAGAAACUAUUUUCAAUGUUCAUGUAUGUUCCUGUGUGUUACGGCUUUCUUUUGAUUUUGAAGGAUUGUCCAUCUUCCACCCCACCACAAGUUUCCUCUUUUCUGACUCGUUAAAUUUAGACCAAAAGGAAGAUUUGAGUCUCAAAAAUAGUGCCAAACAGCACACCAUACAAAUACUAUAACAACUGUGAGAACUUGUGUUAGAAAUCAUUUUGAACUAGUUGUUCCUGUUAAGUGUCAAAUACAUAUUUAUUUAAGAGUGAGUAAUGAAAUAAACCUCAUGGGGGAAAAAAGAGACUGGUCCUUCUUUCACAAGAGAAAAUUUAUGCUACUUGUGCCAUAUCUUUGCUAUAUAUAUUGCAUUUUUCCUAUUAUAAAAU
Messenger RNA from Zonotrichia albicollis (white-throated sparrow), 1370 nucleotides. Lineage: Eukaryota; Metazoa; Chordata; Aves; Passeriformes; Passerellidae. The record is from RefSeq and is a predicted model, not a curated record.